UUUUAAGCUAAAUAACAAAAUUGCAAUUGUUCAUUCUCUCACCCUUAGAUUGAGUUGAAGGCAGUGCUAGGUUCUGGUGGAGAGCGAGUGAAUCGGAAAUUUGGAUGCAAGAAUGACGGGCAGCCAAGAAAUCUCAAUGUCAACACCCGCUUCUUCCAAGAGAUCAGUGUUAAGUCAGGGUUCCGUUGAUAUAUAUGCUACGCAGUGCAUUAAGUGCUUGAAGUGGAGGGUGGUUGAUACGCAGGAGGAGUUUGAAGAGUUUAGACAAAAAGCCAAUGAGGAACCUUUUGAUUGUAGCAGAAAGGCUAAUUGUUCCUGUGAUGAUCCUGCUGACAUUGAAUAUGACUCCUCUCGGACAUGGGUUAUUGACAAACCUAAUGUUCCAAAGACGCCACAAGGUUUUAGGAGAAGCUUGGUGCUUAGAAAAGAUUACUCUAAGUUGGACGCUUACUACAUCACACCUACCGGCAAAAAACUCAGAACCCGCAAUGAGAUUGCAGCAUUUCUAAAAGAACAUCCAGAAUUCGAAGGUAUAUCUGCUCAGGAUUUUGAUUUUUCAUCCCCAAAGGUAAUGCAUGAGACCAUCCCGGAGGGUCUUGAGCAGAAGGCAUCUGCUAGCAAAAUUGCAAAAAAAGUUAAGAUAGCUAAAGAUGAAAACUGACAAAUAUCAUCACAAGUUUGCAUGCUGGUGUAGGUGCUCAAUGCAGUGACAGAGAAACAAAGUUUGUUCAUGUCUUUCUAAACAGACAUUCACUGAGUCUUGUGUAAUUCAAACAGAACACCCGAAAAAUAUUUGAUUAUGUCAUUCUGCACUGAUAAAAUACAAGGUUUCAUUGAA
Lotus japonicus is the source of this 838-nucleotide messenger RNA. RefSeq names its product methyl-CpG-binding domain-containing protein 4-like. Bases 113 to 661 code for a protein of 182 amino acids. Lineage: Eukaryota; Viridiplantae; Streptophyta; Magnoliopsida; Fabales; Fabaceae. Gene Ontology annotation, molecular function: DNA binding; zinc ion binding. The record is from RefSeq and is a predicted model, not a curated record. The transcript has 2 exons.